AGCCUCAACAUAAUGCAAAACAACCAGUUGUGAAAGAAUAAUUGCAGCUUAAAUUAUUACAAUAUAGAGCACAACUCAAAAGAUGCAGCGCGAGGAGAAGCACUUUGAGAUUACGCUGGAUGCAGUGUUGCAGCGGCUGGUCGAUUUGAAGCUAUCUGUGCUUGCAAUGAUACAGAAAUUGGAAAUGGAGUAUAUGGACAUUAACUGGCCUACGUUUUUGGACAACUUUGCUUUGAUCUCAAGCCAUUUAACGGGCCUCACCAAGAUAUUGGCUAAAGAGCAAUGUCCUCCACUGCGUAAUCGGACCGUACUUCCGUUGCUUGUUUCCAUGGAUCGAGAUGAGGCGCUCAUCAACCUUACAGAGGGCCGUGUGCCGGUAUUUUCACAUGACAUUGUGCCGGAUUAUCUGCGUACGCGUCCUGAUCCUGUCACCGAACAGAAAAUGCAACAGAACGAACAGAAAGCAUCUAAUCUAACCAAUGAUGCUGCCAUGAAGCAGGUUACGCAGUACAAUAAGGUCGUAUCGCAUGUACUGGAUAUGGUCAGCAAGGCACGCGAGGAAUGGGAGAUAGAGUCAAAUUCCCGCACUGGCAUACAACAGACAAGCAGCAUGGCCGACACGCAGCUACUGGUGGCGGCUGUUGGCAUGGGCAAAGGAUUACAAUUUAAGGCUAACUAUGGACCUGGGCCUGGCAUGAUGGUACCGCCAUCCAUACGCGGUCCCACGCCGCCAAUGGGUGGGCCAUCUAUGAGUCCAGGCAAUGUGCAGCAGCUGGGCAAAGCGCCGUCGGCAGUAAAAACGAACAUCAAGUCCGCCAAUCAAGUACAUCCUUUCUCUCGGUAGCAAAAUCAUAAUUUAUUGUUGCGUU
Molecule: messenger RNA, 869 nt
Organism: Drosophila busckii
Lineage: Eukaryota; Metazoa; Arthropoda; Insecta; Diptera; Drosophilidae
Gene: MED8
Product: mediator of RNA polymerase II transcription subunit 8
Exons: 1
Coding region: 83-844 (253 amino acids)
Biological process (GO): regulation of transcription by RNA polymerase II
Cellular component (GO): mediator complex; core mediator complex
Molecular function (GO): transcription coregulator activity; RNA polymerase II cis-regulatory region sequence-specific DNA binding
Source: RefSeq, a predicted model, not a curated record